Molecule: messenger RNA, 2307 nt
Organism: Owenia fusiformis
Lineage: Eukaryota; Metazoa; Annelida; Polychaeta; Sabellida; Oweniidae
Source: the annotation of a GenBank genome assembly
AUGUUAAAGUCUGCGGAUGAACUUAUCGAAAGGUCGGGAACUACAAUGGCGGAUAAAACAAAACAACUGAGAUCAACUUUGGCUUUCACUUUGCCGAUAUCAUGCCAGAUAUGUCUUGGGAAGGUGAAAGACCCAACUGUCUGUCCCAAUCGACAUGUUUUCUGCAGUGGUUGCAUGGAUGUUUGGUUACAGAGGAACCAACAAUGUCCUUCCUGUAGGGUUCCUAUUACAACAGAAAACCCUUGCAAACCUAUUUUAGGGGGACAUAGUGAUCAACCAGCAGGGGGAGGUAGUGAUAGGUUAUUGUCAACUCCACAGCUGAGGAAGGCAAGGCUAGAUAUCAUAUAUAACGACCUUGAGGAGGAAAUUCAGCGUCUGGAAAAACAAGUACAAACCACAACUGUUGAGAAUGAAGCUCUCAAACUACAGCUUGAAUCAGCCAAUCAGAUCCAUGAACCAGAGGUCAAUGGGGAUACUGACCAACAGGGUGAAAGGUCAAAGUGUGAAUGUGGGAGAUCAGGUCAAGGACAAGGUAUUGAUAUGAUGGUUGUCAUAACAAACAAAUUGAAGGAUGCAACAAUGCAAUAUGAAAAAGUGAAAGAAGAUAUAGAAAAACUAAAAAAGAUCAAUUCCAGACUAGAAGAUGACCUGAGUAACCAAACAAGAGAGACUCAACGUAUGAAGGUAGAACUGGCAACUAGGUCACCACAGAGAUUUGGUAGAUACACAGUUGCAGCUCUAGAGUCCAAGUGUGAGAAGUAUGAAAGAGAGAUAAGGCAACUUCAGAAAGCCUUGGAGCGCAGUGAUAACUACAUUGCUGACCUUGAGAAACAGCUAGAAUCAAGGAAACAUAAUGAAACUGAUAAAAAUCAGCCUUCGGAUUAUUCAAUAUUCAACAAUGAUGGUAGCAAGAAGACAGUCAGUGAAAAUUUUUCAAAAAGUGAAGAAUCAAUCUCUCAGCUAGGUUUACCCAAAUUUGAUAUCGCAAACUUUAAAAGUGGUACAGUGGAUGAUGGGAAAUUAAGUCCUAAUUCUUCCUCGGCUAGAAGGAACUUGUUCUCUAAUGAUACAGGCAAUGCUAAGAGCCCAACUACUACUAGGCGUUUCUAUGGGCAACCAUCAACCCACAAUGCAAUAGGAAACUCCCAUAAUGCAUUUGAGGUUGGGGACUCAGCAGACGACUCUUUGGAUGAUUCUUAUUUCAGAUCCAAAACAGACGCAAUAAAACCGGGGAUUACAUCGAAAGCAUUAUCAAGUACACUUAACACACGUCCAAAUCAACAUGACACUGCUUCCAAUAGCUAUAAACUCAAAAAUCAAAGCAGCCCAAAGGGGAAAAACUCAUCAUUUGAGUUUGAGCAGCCAAGCCCUGUUACUCCAUCCACUAAACUCGCAAAGCUAUCCUUGAAUAGACAUGGUAGCAAUUCAGUGGAAUCAACGCCUGAAAAAUCUCCUUCUCUUCCAAAAAAAUUCUACCGAUCCUCUUCAUUUGAGUUGAAAUCUCAAAACACCGGGAUAUUCUCCGAUACGCAACACAAAAGCAACAUUCUUAAGUUUAAUAAACCCAGCGGGAGUGACAUUAAAUCUAAACCUGUUCCCAGGGUAACUGCUCUUAAAAGUGAAUAUUCAGUGAUUGACACUCAUAAUCAUAGAGUGGAUGACUCAAUAGAUGUCACCCUUGAUACAACCACAGCUGCACAAAAUGAACUGAAUGAUUUAGACAUCACGAUCACACCUGAACUCACAGACUGCAUGAAACUUUUCAACGCUGCACAAAGAAAUGUGGAGAAAAGAGAGAACUCAUCAAAUUCCUCCAAGACCUCUCAGGACCAAUCGAAUAGUCUAUCAAGGGAUAUCCCAACGGGGAGUAAACUCAAUCUCCAAGAAGGAACAUCCUCCAGUGGCAGCGAUCCUAUUAAAAACCCAUACACAUAUUCAGGAAAGGGACUUGCCUUAGUAAAACCCUCUACUACUCAUGGUGAGUUUUCAAGUAUAUUUGGAAAUUCUAGUAAGGCCUUAUCAAAUGGUAAUGAUAAACCUGAUUCUAAUCAGAGACAGACGUUUACUGGAAUACAGCUGUCAACAGAAACUAUAACAUUGAAGGAUUACCCGCUAUUUGCAAUUGAUAAACCAACAACAGAGAAUAACAAAUCGGCGCAAGCCCAUAAAGACAGCAUGUACAAUAGUGUUCAGUACAGACAAAAUGGCGGGUAUGAUACUGGGAGAUAUCGUAAACGCUCAAUAGGUGACAGCACUGUUGAUUCCUGGUUGCCUAGUAGCCCAUCUAAAACAACAAAGUUGAAUUAA